Molecule: messenger RNA, 570 nt
Organism: Adineta steineri
Lineage: Eukaryota; Metazoa; Rotifera; Eurotatoria; Adinetida; Adinetidae
Source: the annotation of a GenBank genome assembly
AUGAGUGACACAUUGAGUAGCGCAGAAGUGUACAAUCCAUCCACAGGACGUUGGACAGCUACUGGUAUCAUGAAUAGUCCGCGAUAUCAACACACGGCAUCCAUAUUGACAAACGGAAAUGUCUUAGUUGCUGGCGGAGACAGAUUUUGGACAGCUACUGGCAAUAUGAGCAGUGCACAAUUGUCUCAUACACAAGUCACAUUGAUAAACGGAAAUGUCUUAGUUGUUGGUGGACUCAGUAUGACUGGUAUAGAGAGUAGUGCAGAAGUGUACAAUCCAUCCACAGGACUUUGGACAGCUACUGGCAUCAUGAGCACUACACGAGAAUACUACACAGCAUCCAUAUUGCCAAACGGAAAUGUCUUAGUUGCUGGCGGAGACAGUAUGAGUGGCAUAUUGAGGAGUGCAGAAGUGUACAAUUCAUCCACGGGACUCUGGAAAACUACUGGCAACAUGAACACUGCACGAUUUCAGCACACAUCAUCCAUAUCAACAAACGGAAAUGUCUUAGUUGCUGGUGGAACCACUGAUAAUAGUAUCAUAUUGAGUAGUGCAGAAAUAUAUGGAUAA